Stegastes partitus (bicolor damselfish) is the source of this 1669-nucleotide messenger RNA. Its product is annotated as opioid growth factor receptor-like. The coding region runs from base 39 to 1286 and encodes 415 amino acids. The transcript is spliced from 8 exons. Gene Ontology annotation, molecular function: opioid growth factor receptor activity. The record is from RefSeq and is a predicted model, not a curated record. Gene Ontology annotation, cellular component: membrane. Lineage: Eukaryota; Metazoa; Chordata; Actinopteri; Pomacentridae.
CCUGUGUGUCGGUGUGUCGGUGACUUGCUGGAUGGACUAUGGCCUGGUCUGACCACAUGCUCUCCGCGCUGGAGUCGCUCUGGCGCGGGACCAUUCUCUUAUGGCGCCUCAUCUCCAGGAUGUUGUACCCCGUACUGGGAUUUGGCUCGAGAAUGUUACUCUUUAGCAAGUUUUGGAGACGUAAACCUGAAGUCAGCGACGAAAACAAAGGCCUAAGUGUCCCCGAACAAGCGCUGGAGUCUGUGUGUGAGGGUCAACAUGAGGCUGCUGCGGGGAAAAGGGCCGCAGCCUUCGAGCCGGAGCCUUUCAGCAAGCGGCAGAGGUUUGAGGAAGAGGAGGAGGAGGAGGAAGAUGAGUUUGACAGCGAAGAGUAUCGCGUGGAGACCACGGAUGAGUUGUACUGUGGAUAUGAUUCGACGUGGGAGACCGAGCAGGACCAGGAGAGCUCGUUCAGGGGCAGCAGGCGUCCAGCAGCCCACAGAUAUUCCAAGUUCAGCAGCUUUGAAAGGGCAGCAAAAGACAUGCAGAACUACAGGCACAACUACCCUAACCAAACCAGGGUUCAGCGCUGGAGAACACAAUCAUCUGAUGACAAGCCGAACCUGAACUUCUACCUCGGACACUCACCCACUUUACCGGAUGGUGUCUAUAUACAUCAUUUCCACGACGACUGGUAUGGAGACUAUGACACACUGGAGUUUGUGCACACCUAUAUUCAGUGGUUGUUCCCGCUGCAAGAACCAGGGAUGAACUAUGAGGCCACUCCACUGACGAAGGAAGAAGUUGAGGAUUUUCUUACAAGCAGCACUGCAAAGGAAAAUCUGCUGAAGUCAUACAAGCUCAUGUUGGACUUUUACGGCAUCGAGUUGUUUGAUGAGAAAACAGGAGAAGUGAGGAGAGCGCGGAACUGGAGAGACAGAUUCAACAACCUGGACAGUCACACACAUAACAACCUGCGCAUCACACGCAUCCUGAAGUGCCUGGGAACUCUGGGAUACCGUCACUACCAGGCCCCUCUGGUUCAGUUCUUCCUGGAGGAGACUCUCGUCAAGAGACAACUUCCACGUGUCAGGGAGAGCGUCCUCAACUACUUCCUGUUUGCUGUCCUCGAUAAAGGUCAGCGUAGGAAACUCAUCAAGUUCGCCUUUUUGAAGUAUGACCGUAAAGACGAGUUUGUGUGGUGCCCAAAGAAAAUCCAAAUGCAGUGGUCUGAUUAUAAAAGAGAUGCUCACGACUUGAGUCCCUCUGUGGAGUGUCUGAGUCCCCAAUAUGAAACCCAACUUUGAUAACAACAUUUAAGGUUGAUUUUUGACAACAUCAAUGAAGCCCUAAUUCAAGUCAAUGAAUGCUGAUAUAAAUAAUCAGUUCACACAAAGCAACCAAUGAUCAGGUUUGGUAAAGUUACUCCUAUAAUGGUUUCUUUAUUUUUUCACAAAAGCACAAUUCUUUAAGCAAAUGUGUUUGUCUACUGUCGCAUUCAGUGUCCUGGCUUUUAUUCAUAUUUAAUUUUUGUUCUUACUUUCCACAAAGAGAAAUGCAAAUGCACAGUGUUCUGAAGACCAUGUGUUUUACACAAAGAGCUGCUGCUAUGAUGUGCACACGCUGAACACAAAGGACUGUAAGAACUGCUCAUCGGUAACUUGUCAUUAAAGACUUCUCAUGUCGGAAA